Messenger RNA from Adineta ricciae, 915 nucleotides. Lineage: Eukaryota; Metazoa; Rotifera; Eurotatoria; Adinetida; Adinetidae. The record is from the annotation of a GenBank genome assembly.
AUGUCCGUUCGCAAUGCAACGACAGUGAAAGUGACCACCACUACCCAAGCAGCAGAAGUUGUUAUCGUUGCUCAUUUUUCACUUGUUUUGGUCAUUGUUGGUACUGUAUUCAAUUUAAUAACAUUUUUCAGUCUAUGUCAAUCAAGAUUUCGAGAUACAAAAACAAGACCAGUCCUUCAUUAUAUGCGUACAAUCGCCAUCUCUGAUAUUCUCAUGUUAUAUGGAUGGAAUUUUGAUCAUUAUAUUUAUCCAAUGUAUGGAUUUUAUCUUCAAAGAACUACUUUAAGCGCUUGUAAAUUCCUUUCAUUUCUCAAUUAUUUUGCACCCCAAUCAUCAGCUUGGUUACGAAUAUUUAUUUCACUUGAUCGAUAUCUAUCACUAAGUCGACUUCAUCGAACAUGGUUUAGUGAUUCCAAACAUAUUUUGAUCAUUAUCGCAAGUAUCAUCAUAUUCUUCUUCUUUCUCAAUUUCCAUUUCUUUAUCUACACUUGUUAUUACAAUCGAAGUGGCACUGUAAACAUCAAUUCAUUAUUGUUCAAGUUAUAUCCCACUUGGGAUUACGUAAAUUUGGCAUUCUACAACUUUUUACCAUUGAUAUGGAUGAUUAUACUCAACAGUGGUGUUAUAUAUCAUCUGAUAAAUCUUCGACGUACAACAAGUUUACAAAAUUCACGUAUUCAACAUCGAGCAAUAUCAAUCACAUUAGUAAUUACGACAUUUCUCUUUUUAAUUAUGACUGUACCAGCAAGUGUUGGAUUUACGUUUUUCUGCUGUUCAAAUGGAAAUCUUCUGCGCAUAUUCGAUUUCGAAUCACGAGAACAUCUUCUUCGUGUAGAUCAAGUUGUCGUACUCGCGAGAUAUUGGAACAAAGAUGAGAACUUGAUAUUGCAAAAAUGUCGAACAAUGUCCAUAUGA